Vigna angularis (adzuki bean) is the source of this 2356-nucleotide messenger RNA. RefSeq names its product serine/threonine-protein kinase PCRK1. Gene Ontology annotation, biological process: protein phosphorylation. Bases 330 to 2135 code for a protein of 601 amino acids. NCBI's taxonomy places the organism in Eukaryota, Viridiplantae, Streptophyta, Magnoliopsida, Fabales, Fabaceae. The transcript is spliced from 5 exons. Gene Ontology annotation, molecular function: protein kinase activity; ATP binding. The record is from RefSeq and is a predicted model, not a curated record.
ACCAAUUCUCUGUUUUUUACCAUUCCAAAUUUCCACAUACAUACUCUUCAUUUUCAAAGAAACAUCACUUCCCACCACUCAGCUUUUCCGUUCUGCUCACAUUCUUUGACUUCAUAAGCCUUUCUUCGUGGUCCAAGCACAACCACAUCUUCUACCCAUUUUUAGUUUCACUCUGAGUUGCAUGAGCUUCUAUCUCAUACCUCUCUCAACUUCCCUCCUUUUCGUUUUCUAUAUUCUCAUGAUUUGAAUCCUCUUGUGUUUCAAACUUUCUUGGCCUUUUCUUUUGCAGCAAAGGCAAUUUUAUUCAACAACUGAAUUCUGUACAGAAGAUGGGGUGUUUCACUGUUCUGAAAUACAAGAAGGAAAAGAUCAAUAAAAUCCGAUACACAAAAUGUGUGAGCCAUAUUGAACAUGUUCCUACAGUACUUCCUGAACCUCAAAUUCAUACUCGUUCCCUGCAUUCUGCACCUUCUAGUUUUAGGAAUAGAGUGAAAUCCACUCACCCCAUUAAUAAAGUUACCAAUCCCAGAACACGGACAUUAUCUGCUCCAUCAGCUCUUGAUGUGGCCACACAAAACACUCUUACCACAGUCGAGUUCGAGGAUCAAGAGGAAUCAAGAUACAAUGUUGGAUCACUGAAGGGGCAGCAUUCAUCUAAUCCACUACCUUUACCACUUCCUUCACACCAGGGUGGUGGUGAAUUGAAAGCUACUGGAAGCUUUAAGUCAGGAAUAGGUAGUGGUUCUGUGUAUGGUCCUGAUGUUGCAGAACAGGAUGCUUUGGCCUCGGUUGAGUAUGAGGAACAAGAAGAGUCAAAACACCGAGUUGGAUUGGUGAAGGAUCAUUGUUCAACUAAUUCACAACCUUUGCCUCUUCCAUCUCGUCAAGGUGGUGGUGCUGCAUUGAAGGCUAAGAUCAGCACUAAGUUGGGAAUGGCUACUGCUCCUGUAUAUGUCUGCGGACCUUUGCCUCUUCCACCUACCGGGUUGCUUAGAAACUUACCGUUUGAGGAGAUUUCUGCUGCUUGUCACAACUUCUCUUCAGAUCGAUGCAUGUCUGAAUGUCUUUCUUCUACCAUAUAUAGCGCUUCAUUUGGUGAUGAUGCUUCAAGUGCAAAGAAGUUUGAAGCCACUGUCACUCGCCUUCAUUCAUCAACACAGGGAUUGAAGGAAUUCAUAAAUGAUGUCAAUACCCUUGCAUCUUUGCAACAUCCAAACCUCUGUAAAUUGCUAGGAUUUCAUGCCCGUGAUGGUUCUGAACCAAGGAUGUUGGUUUAUGAGAGGCUAUACCAUGGAAGCUUGGACCAACAGUUGUUUGGAAGAUCUGAUGGCCAUUCAAUUGAUUGGAACUCACGAAUGAAAGUUGCCAUAUGCGCUGCACAAGGUCUUACUUUCUUGCAUGAAGAAGGGCCUUUCCAGGCAAUGUAUAAUGAAUUUUCGGCAGCCAACAUACAGAUUGACAAAGAUUUCAGUGCAAAACUUUCUGGGUAUGGUUGUGUGGGACGAAUUCCUGAGGAAGAGAUUUCCAGCAGUACAUGUGCUGUUGGAAACCUGUCUGUGGAGACACUGGAAAGAGGAAUUCUUACUCCAAAGAGCUAUGUUUGGGGUUUUGGAAUUAUUCUUUUGGAGCUACUUACUGGCAGAAAGAAUGUGGAUAGUCAUCACCCCAAGGAAGAGAGGAACUUGGUGAAGUGGAGCCGGCCUUUCCUGGCCGAUGAUUUUCGACUGUCGUUGAUUAUGGAUCCUCAACUUAAAGGUCGAUAUCCUCCCAAGGCAGCAAGAGCAGUAGCUGACAUUGCACAAAGAUGCCUCCAAAAGGAGCCAUCAGAAAGACCCCCCAUGAGAACCAUUGUUGAGCAUCUCAAAGUGGUUCAAGAUAUGAAGUACUCAUGUUGGUUCCCACUGCAAGAGCCAGCAAAACAAAUGUCAAGAUCACCGAGUCUUAAUGGUGUCAAAUGUCUUACUCCGACACUGAGUUUCUCUCCCUCAACAGCACCAGUUACCAGACCAUCUGUUUCAUCUCCAAGAUGGUGUGCUGUGCCCACACUGCAUCUUCCUCUUGGCGCUUGUUCCUCCACUUUCUCCAUGGACGACCAUGUUAGGCCGGAAAGCCGGAAGUCAAUCCUCAAUGUGUAGGAGAGCUGAUGUUGAAGGAUAUUGACUGUCUAUAAUGCUCAUUUUUAUUAUAUUUUGUUUGUUGCUUUGAUCAGUUUUAGGGUGAUUCAACACAAUUGUAUAGGAGAUUAAGGUACGGUUCUUCCAUAUUUCUAUUUCUUUCCAUGAGAAGAUGUUCUUUUGUAGAUAGUGCAAAGGUUGCUUAUACUGGGGAUCUUGAUAUGAAAAUUUGCAUUGUCUCU